UCGGCCACUGAUGUUUGCACGAAAUGGACGUGAAAAAUGCGAGGGCUGAGAGGAAGACUACAACAUGAAAACUUGCUCUGGUCGAUGACCUCUCGAUGACCCCUGAUCGAUGACGUCUCGCCAGUGACAGGAUGACAAUGUUACACUUUUUGACCUGGUCACUUGCUAUCAUUAGUUCAACUGUGUUAGGCCAGUUACGUGUGUGUUACGUAACCAACUGGACACACCAGAGGGAAUCAGAGGUGGCCAAGUUUGACUUUAAGGACAUUGACCCUUCCAUAUGCACCCACCUUAUCUACGCCUUUGGUGUUCUGGAUACCAGUUCCAGGACGCUAAGGUCACGGUGGCCAGAGACAGAGGAGUCACCAGGUGGACGAUACAGUAAGUUUAACGAACUGAAGAGGUCCAACCCAGGCCUGAAGACGCUUCUCUCUCUGGGGGGUCAGCAGGAACAUGGCGCAGGAUUCACAUCAGUCAGCCAGUCGGAAGAAAUAGCCGAGGCGUUUGCCGACUCGACCAUCCUGUUUCUCAGAAAAUUCGGCUUUGAUGGCCUGGAUAUAGACUGGGAAUACCCGAACAGUCAUACAAAGGAUACCUACGCGUUUUUGCUCAAGAUGCUGCGGUCUAGGUUUGACGUGGAGUCUGCCCACACAAGACAGGCUCGUCUGCUGCUGACCAUAGCGGCACCAGCCGGACGACAGUUCAUUGACCCCGGGUUUGACAUUCCAGAAAUAGCCAAGUAUGUGGAUUACGUCAACAUAAUGACGUAUGACUACACGUCACAGGACGCCAACGUCACAGCAUUCAACAGCCCGCUGUUCUCAACACCUGACGUCAGGUUUGACCCCACACUUAGCACGAACUGGACUGUCCACUACUACAAAGAGCUGGGCCUGCCCUUCUCUCAAAUGGUGCUUGGCAUUACCGGGGUUGGUCGUUGGUUGACGCUGGAAGAUGAAAAUGCCUUUGGUGUGGGUUCGAAAACCACUCGGCAGAGGCAGACUAGCAGUCACUAUCAGCUGGUGAACGGUAUGACCUACCCUGAGAUCUGUCUAGUCGUCAAGAGACAGCCUGGUGCCAGACGUUACUUCGAUGACGUACAGAAGUCCCCGUACCUGGUGUGGGGUAACAACUGGGUAGGGUACGAGGACCCCGAGAGUGUCCGCAUCAAGGCUAAAUGGACUAGAAGCCUGGGCGUGGCUGGCAUUAUGAUGUGGUCGUUGGAUCAAGACGACUUCAGCGGGAAGUAUUGUCAAGGGGAACGGUUCCCUCUCCUUAAUGCUGCUAAAAAAGUCUUCGAUAGCUUCCCCUCUCCUGAGGUCACUGUCAAGACUGACCCAACUUUAAACCUGGCUACCACACCUCCACACCAACCACACUCGCCAACCACAAUUCUAACAGCCACCAAGUCUACAAGAAACGGCUGCUCAACGCUGGUUGUUGACGUCACUAUUGGGUGCCUGACUUAUUUGAUCUCAGUUGUCUGAUUUUUUGUUGUUGUUAUGGCUAUUGAAUCUUCAUAGCAGAUUUAUGCAGUCUUUAAGGCCUUAAGGUCAGUGUGUUUUAUAGUUAUGGUUGAUUUUUUAAUUUGAUGUUAUGGAUGAAUAGUUUCGUCGUUAAUGCUGAUUAUCAGUUGAUACGUUUUACUGUUAGUACAAUGUUGUACAUAAGCAUUCAACUAACCAAUCAAUGGAAGUAUUUUCAAUCAACUAAUUAAUCAAUGGAAGUAUUUUCAAUUAACUAACCAAUCAA
Messenger RNA from Physella acuta, 1752 nucleotides. Its product is annotated as chitinase-3-like protein 1. Gene Ontology annotation, molecular function: chitin binding; chitinase activity. Gene Ontology annotation, cellular component: extracellular region. NCBI's taxonomy places the organism in Eukaryota, Metazoa, Mollusca, Gastropoda, Physidae. The record is from RefSeq and is a predicted model, not a curated record. Gene Ontology annotation, biological process: chitin catabolic process; carbohydrate metabolic process.